UUCCGAACAAAUACGCGAUCGCGUCGUGCAAGCACUUCUAUGUACUCCGUGGUUUAGCUUUGGUUAUCUGUGAUUUAUCGCUUACACAAUUUGGCGCGAUGUAAGGAAUUUUAAGGUUAUGAUCCAAGACUUGCGUGUUGUUACAGUGCAUCAGCAUUGAGUUUGAAUAAUCAAGCAACAUGUCUAUAUUCGUGAAAAUACCGAAUGAUGCAUAUGUUGGAGAAUGGGCAAUAGUGGAAUUGCAGGGCGAUCUAGAGUCAAGAAACGAUAGUAGCAUGCACCAGCAGUUCAUUGGUGACCUUCAUUACACAAAUAAGGGGAAACCUGUAUUAAUAAUUGGUCAUCAUAUUCUACAUGGUGAGGUGAUAACAAUGGAUAAACCAUUUGCCAUUCUGGAACAGAAGCAGAAUCCAGAGAGUGAAGGCAGUGAAACCUUUGAACCAUCUGUAGUACAGAACACAGUAGAGUUUCAUGUAAAAGCUAUAGUUAAGAAGAAACUUAUAUUUAGUGAUAGACCAAAACCUAUUAUUGCAAAUGUUCCCAAAAUUGUAUAAUAGGAAAUUUGUAGCUACAUUUUUAUAAAUUAUGCCCCAUAUGCUUAUUGGUGUGUUAAUGAGAAACACCCGUACUGGAAUGGAGCUCAGAGUAAAGGUCGUUCUUGAGGUUGUGACUUUUAACUUGAUAAAGAAGCAUCAUAUGAAGAGUGGAGCAAACAGCUGCCCUUAAAUAUGGGCUCUGGCAAAUGUUUUUGAUUGUGUGCUAUGCUUAUAUAAUGUUAAGGACAUCAUUGAUUAUAAGAUUACUUGGUGACUGGCAUUCCUUGCUAUAUCAAUGAAAUAGUCACUAGUCACUAGCAUGAUGGAAAUCACUAUGGAAAAGAAGAGGCAGAAAAGGAUUCAAUUUAUUAUUUGUGAUUGUGUAAGGAUAACUCAUUGUUCAGUAUUAAUUUUAUUUUGAACAAGCAAAGGACCUAAUCUGCGAAAGAUGAUGAAUAGGUGUAUCUCCAUUACAUACUGGUAUAUACAUACUUCCCACAAGUGGCAGAUGGUUAUGUUCUUCACAUGUAUACAGUGACCUCAUGAAGAGUGUAAAUGUCUUAUGGAAGUUACAAUUUCAGUCAUUACUAAACAUUUUUAUAACCAACGAUUUUAAUACUGAGGAUUCAAGAUGCCAAUAUCCUUGGUUUUGUGACAGUUAAAGACAGAGUAUGUGAAUUAUGCUGUGAGUAACAAAAUGUAAGCAUUUAAGAAACUGCAGGUAAAUAUAUGCCUUUUAUUUUUAUGUGUAAUUAUUAGUAGGUAAGUAAAUACAAUUACUGAUCAUUUUCUUGAAACUUCCUAUCAACAUUAAUGGUACUAGAAGCCAUACCAAAUUUGUACAUAUCAAUUUCCUGUUAUUAUUAUCAGCAUGGAGGCUGUACUAACUUUUAAGGUGGUAAAGACUCUAGUAUCACUUAUCACUUUAAUAUACAAACCUGAAUAAAACUACUGAGCUUUUAUUAUGGAUUUGGGGUGAGGAGGUUAGAAUGUUAAAGACUUUUCCAGUGGUUUUGUGGAACUUAUAUAAUUCUAGUUUUAUGGUGAUGACUGUUAAACCAUUUUAGCCAGGUACAUAAAAUGUUGUAAGGAAAUAUAUCAUAAACAUGCGUAUGAAAUCUGUAUCAAAGUUUAUGUAAACACUUGUACUGAUAAUGAUGCUGUGAAAUUAUGAGGGUAUGUUAGGCA
This is a messenger RNA of Zootermopsis nevadensis, 1724 nucleotides long. RefSeq names its product chromosome transmission fidelity protein 8 homolog. The record is from RefSeq and is a predicted model, not a curated record. Gene Ontology annotation, cellular component: Ctf18 RFC-like complex. Lineage: Eukaryota; Metazoa; Arthropoda; Insecta; Blattodea; Termopsidae. Gene Ontology annotation, biological process: mitotic sister chromatid cohesion.